GGCUAACCUUUUAGCUUUACUGUGCAGCUAUAACUAUAAGUACACCCAAGCUGAACCUGGAACCAUACUCAGAGGUCUCAGCAAGCAUUAAACAUAAAUUCCUGGCAUCGUUUUUUUUUUUUUUCUAAAAUAUUUUCUCCGCAUCUUUAUAAUUAUUUUAGUACUUUGGGCUAGCUUCUUUUAAUUUCAUUUUCUUCUGGUAGGAAAAGGAACAGUUUUUUUGGGCAAACCCUGUUUCCUUUAUCGAAUUUUAUUUUUCCCUCUGUUUUGAAUCAGAAUACAACGGAUCAAGGAGAAGCAAUGCAAGAAAUCAAUCAUCCAUUUGGAUUCAACGAUGGUGCGGAUAUUGGGAAUUCGGUAUCACAGCUGAUAUUAUCAGGAGGCUCAAAUACCUUAGAUUCAAUCUUCUCUCGUUGCGAGCCAUCAAUAGCUGCCGUCGGCACCAACUCUGUUUAUGAGCCAUUAGGCUCUUCAGUUUAUCUCCGGCAGAGAGAUCUCCUUCUAAAAUUCUGUCAAGGAAACGCUUCAUUUUCUCGCAACUCCGUAGCGGAUCAGCUUCGAAACAGCCAAAACACUGCAUCGACGAGCAACUGCGUCAGUCCUCAAAAGACGAAGCUGUACAGGGGCGUGAGGCAGAGACAGUGGGGCAAAUGGGUGGCCGAAAUUCGGCUCCCACAAAACAGAGUGCGAGUCUGGUUAGGCACUUACGAAACGCCCGAGACGGCAGCUUAUGCAUACGAUCGUGCGGCGUAUAAGCUCAGAGGGGAAUAUGCGAGGUUGAAUUUCCCGAACCUGAAGGACCCGGCAAAGUCGGGUUUGGGGGAUUGUGCUAGGUUGAACGCUUUGAAAAAUGCGGUGGAUGCUAAGAUUCAAGCCAUUUGUCAAAAGGUGAAAAGAGAGAGAGCUAAAAAGAAUGCCAAGAAAGGCAACUCUGAUCGUCCUGCUGCUUCUCCUGAAGCAAAAAAUGAUGUGAAGGUAAUAGAACCAUGUACAUCAUCCUCAUCGUUGGCUUUUAGUGACAAUUUAAGCAACGGAUUGUUGUCACCACCUAGAGUAUCUGAGGAUGGGUUUCGGAGAUGUAUGAAUUCACCGUCGUCUGUUUCAAAUGAUUCUACAAUGAUGAUGGCAGGGGAACCAAACUUUGAAGACUGUUCACUUGCAAGAAUGCCAUCUUUUGAUGCUGAUUUACUAUGGGAGACUCUUGCUAAUUAGCAUCUCAUCAAUGGGUUUAGGAUUUAGUAGUAUUUUUUUUAAGGAACGGUCACUUUGGCCUUUGUUUUAGUAUGAAAGGCAUUAGAUUUAGGAGAUAAAAAGAAUAGUAAACGGAUCUUUCUAAAAUUUUGCAAGUAGCAGAAAAUAAAUAUCCUUAUUUACUGCUCUUCUAGUACUAAGAGACUUAUAUUGAUGCAAUCAUUUUGUACAAAUUGUUUUCAGAUCAGUCUCAUAUCCUGUAAGUAGAAUCAGCCACGCAUGCUCUUUCUUGGCCAAUGGUGAGAAAGCCACGAGAAAGAAAUUGUGGUCCUCAGUCACCUCUACAUCAUUUAUAGAAAAGAUAGAUGACUAAUGAUUUAGACCAGAUAGUUGUACUGAGUACGACUGCACAAUGGCAUGACUUAAUAAGGGAUAAGAAAGAUUAGAAUAUUGUCAGGUUUCA
Gossypium raimondii (Peruvian cotton) is the source of this 1654-nucleotide messenger RNA. Its product is annotated as ethylene-responsive transcription factor ERF061. The record is from RefSeq and is a predicted model, not a curated record. The transcript has a single exon. Lineage: Eukaryota; Viridiplantae; Streptophyta; Magnoliopsida; Malvales; Malvaceae. Gene Ontology annotation, biological process: regulation of DNA-templated transcription. Gene Ontology annotation, molecular function: DNA-binding transcription factor activity; DNA binding. Bases 301 to 1212 code for a protein of 303 amino acids.